GGCCGCCCACGGGUUCCUCCCGGCUUCGCCUGGCGCGGCGCACUUCCGGCCAGAGUUGUGCUUCCUUGGCAAUGCACCCGGAGGUCUCACCCUGCCCGCCAGAGAGGACGCAGCCUGGACUGGUCCCAGAUGUUAAAUGAAUUCUGUGUCCCCCGCUUCAGUGCAGUACUUGAGUCACGAUGAGCUGCCCCACUCCGACGGACCGCAGCUCUUUAAUUCCAGGGCCCCCAUCCACGGGGAGAGCUACAGGAGGUCCAUCUCUGCGGCGGGCUCCGCACACGGCCAGCACAGCGAGCCGGAUGAAGUGGACAAGAUCAAAUGCAAAGUCCUUUCUGUCUGGAACAAAGUGAAAUAUGGUUGGACGGUCAAGAGCAAAACCAAUUUCAGCAAGCUCUCCCCGGUCUACCUCUUUGGCUACAUCUACCACUUUGACCGAGAGGAGGAUGUGGAGCGUUUCCACCGGGACUUUGCUUCCCGCAUCUGGCUGACCUACCGGAGGGAGUUUCAGCAGCUGGAGGGCACGACGUGGACCACGGACUGUGGCUGGGGCUGCAUGCUGCGCAGCGGGCAGAUGCUCCUGGCGCAGGGACUCCUCGUCCACUUCCUCGGCAGAGACUGGACCUGGCCAGCUGCCCUGCUCCCCAGCGGCCCGGCAGAGACAGAUCCCGGGAGAAGCUCCUCCUCACCCCAUCACAGCGUGGCCCGCCUGCCUCCGGUGCCCUCCCUCCUGGCUAGUCAGAGCAGGGGCCCCUCGGAACGCUGGACCCUUCCCCGUAACUGCAGCCCCGGCGAACUGGAGAAGGAGGGCCGUCACUGCAAGAUUAUCUCGUGGUUCGCAGAUAGGCCAGAAGCACCUUUUGGGAUCCAUCGCCUCGUCGAUCUGGGGCGCAGCUCGGGAAAGAGAGCCGGGGACUGGUACGGACCCUCUGUCACCGCCCACAUUGUGAGGAAAGCAGUGGAUUGCUGUUCAGAACUGGGGAGCGUGGCUGUGUACGUGUCUCAGGACUGCACAGUGUACAAAGGGGAUGUGGCCCAGCUGGCCGGCAGGAGCGAAGGGAGGGCCCCGUGGGAGCCCUGCGCAGAGUGGAAAGCGGUCAUCAUCCUGGUGCCCAUGCGGCUGGGCGGAGACAGCCUCAACCCCGCCUACGUGGACUGUGUUAAGGAGCUUCUGAGGCUGGAUUUCUGCAUCGGGAUCAUUGGCGGAAAACCCAGGCAUUCCCUCUACUUCGUAGGAUAUCAAGAUGACUUCCUCCUGUACCUGGACCCUCACUACUGCCAGCCCUUCGUGGACACCACCCGGGAGAACUUCCCCUUGGAGUCCUUCCAUUGCAACUUCCCUCGGAAGACGGCGUUCAGCAAGAUGGAUCCCAGCUGCACGAUUGGUUUCUACGCCCGUCACAGCGGAGAGUUUGAGCAGCUCUGCUCGAAGUUGACUCAGGUGAGGCAUCCCAGCAAGCCGCACCUUCCCAGAGGCAUCCUGCAGGGUGGGCUGAAUUACGCCAAUCACAUGUGGCCCCCUUCAGCACCCAGUCCGGAGAAUGCAACAUUGGGAACCCCUGGAAUAGAAGAGCCAGGACUGGGCUUCCGCUGA
Messenger RNA from Gekko japonicus, 1591 nucleotides. Its product is annotated as cysteine protease ATG4D-like. The transcript is spliced from 11 exons. The coding region runs from base 137 to 1591 and encodes 484 amino acids. NCBI's taxonomy places the organism in Eukaryota, Metazoa, Chordata, Lepidosauria, Squamata, Gekkonidae. The record is from RefSeq and is a predicted model, not a curated record. Gene Ontology annotation, molecular function: protein-phosphatidylethanolamide deconjugating activity.